Messenger RNA from Saprolegnia parasitica CBS 223.65, 250 nucleotides. RefSeq lists its product as hypothetical. The record is from RefSeq and is a predicted model, not a curated record. The annotation marks the transcript as partial. The transcript has a single exon. Lineage: Eukaryota; Oomycota; Saprolegniomycetes; Saprolegniales; Saprolegniaceae.
AUGGCCGCCAAACGCAAAGCUCAAGCCGCUACGCUCGUGGAAGCGCCGCCCGCCAAGCGCUCGACGCGCAGCAGCACCGCCAGUGCCUCGACGGCCCCUGCGCCCGUGGCCGACACCAAGCCGACACCCAAGGCCAAGACGGUCAAGUCGACGACCAAAGCCGCGGCCAAGACAUCGACGAAGGCGACACCCGAGACCAACGAAACCACGUUGACGCCUGCCGCCAUCAAGGAUGAGGAAGACUUUCAGC